AUGGCGCUCAGCUCGACGGUUGUCUGUCUUCUCGCCGGUUUGCUCCUCCUCAGUCUCGCGCGGGCAGAUGUGGGCGUGGCCACGCAGCGACUUCGCCCAGCGGAGCAGCAGAAAUCGGCCCUGUAUCCAGCAGCCGGCUUUAAGCCCUCUAGACAGUUUGGCCUCCCGGCAACCGCCCAGCAACCGAAAUCCGCUCGUCUUGUGGCCAACAGUGAAGCGCAGGAGGAUCUCGACGACGCCGCCGAGGAGGUGGAGGUGACCCAACCCAAGACAGUUCCUGUGCCACGCCUAGUUCCUGCUCCAGGGCCUGCAUUACCGGUAACUCCCACCAUCGCAUACUAUCCGGCCGGAGCCGUGGGAUUCGUCCAGCCAUCAACUUUCGCCAAGUUCAUCGGGGGCCCACAGCAGGCGGCACCAUAUGUAGCUGCGCCGCAGUACUACCAAGCCUAUUUUGGAUAGACAUGAACAGAUACAGGUGCAGAUACAGAUACAGAUACAACUACAGAUACAGAUAUAAAUUAACUUAGAUAACUUAAAUUGUUAAGCUUGACCUGUUCCACACAGAUAGUUUUCCCAUUCUACAUAUGUAUGUGUACUUCGACAUAUCUGAAAUUAUAAGAACGAGAAGAUUCAGUUUGUGUCAGAACAAUAACUUAUAGGAGUGUUUCAAUUUUUCUUUUAUUGGUGCAUUUCCCUUGCCAAAAUCUAUCGACAUGCCAACAAAAUUUUAUUUAUCCAAGUGUAACAUAUGAUAUGUGUUUCAGUUGAAUAACAGAAUCUACAAUCUUGAUCAAGAAUAUAUUCGACCUAGUUUUUGUUAUUUGGGCCCAAAUAAAACAGCUAACUGCUUACGAAAGUAUCUGAGUGCUAUCUAUUAAUGUUUUUCCCAUUUCGUUACUUAUAUUUUGGUGGUUUUAUUUUGAAUUACAUACAUUACUAGCUGAUUAGCUAGUGUUGCCAAAUUCAAGAAAUAAAUAUCCUGCUCAAUGCCUAUUUCGAAAUUGUCAUCAAAUAUAGCGGUAUAUUGCAGAAAACUUUCAACAUAUGAGUGGCAUGGAAUGAGUAAAUUCGUAUUCGUAUUCUGCAUAUUACAUUUCAAUUUCGAUCCUAGUUUGUAACUUGCUACCACUCAAAUUACUUCCUAGUUGCCAGAGGUACUUGCGUUUAAUUGUUCCUUUGAUCAUUCGCAUGGUGCGAUCGGAGGCCAGUCGACGAAGCAUGCUCCAUCAAAACGCCAAAUCCUCCGACGACAGCAAUUCUGGCUGCUGGCCAAACGGUAGGACGUUUAGGCAGAGGAGGCUCGGGAGGGGCAGCUCUGACAAUGAGUGAGCAGCGAUAAUCUAUUAUGACCGUAACAAGAAAUAAAUCCCAACUCGGUAAUCCAUCAUUUUACGACUUGGCAAUCAAAACAAGGGGUUUAGCUAAGAGUUGGUCUCCCGGCCCCAAGGACGGACAGGUGGACCGGGCGGACGGACGCCGGGCUGGCCAAUCAGCGGCCUGGCCAUCACACAUAGCUGGCCAGCGAGCUAACGAACAGGCCGUGUACGAUGGUCGUGUAAGCGCUGGCCAGAACCAGGAAACUCAGAUUGGACCUGGCCGGGAACACGACUUUCGGACAGCCGCGUGCGCAUUGAGGCCAAUCUGUGUGCAACGUGAGGACUCGCCCGGGCUGGCAGGUCCAGGCCUUUAGGGGCCGGCUAAAUAGUUGCCAAUAAUCCGUGUCCAAACUGAUCGGGUUGCCGUUUAUGGUAAUGGGCAAAAUUAGAUGCCGAAAUGUGCGUUGGCUAGCCAGGCUUCAUUACCAAUGCACAAACUUGGCAGUGCGUCCCGACUGAUUGGCCACUCGGCCACGGUUGCCGGCCAGCGGUCUGCAUUGUUAUUGCUUCAUCAAGUGUGCAGUGGCCAGCGUGUCCAGCGCGUCCGGUGUCCACAAUGUCCAUAGUGUCCAGCACUCGCGGCAGAAGCCCGAGCAGUGACUGCGCGGCAGAGACCCGACCCCUGGGGGCAUUGCGAACUGCUCAAACAUUUUCGAAAUCGCAUUCAGAGGUGAAGGUGCAACAGUUGCUGGCGUAUCUUGUUUCGGCGGCCUCGGGCGCAGUUAAAGGGCUUAAAGCGGCGGCAGGCCAGUUGGGGGAAAAUAUGGGUUAUGUUCUUCCUCAGCGCCAUGCCAGCGGUCGUGUGGGGGAGCACGCUUACUGCCAAUACAAAGCAAAAUUGCCACGCGGUCCACUCGGUCCCGAUCACAACGGCUUGUACCGCCUGAAGAGCUACUAAACCUUAACUUGUGAGUUCAUUAGAACAGAAGCUGUGCAGCCUUGACUAGAAACCAAUCCAAAACCAGUAGCUAUAAUAAUGUAUACAAAUCAUUUUUGAAUCAGAAAACUAUCAAUUACCAGAGCAAGGUACUCUUUCGAAUUUUCGAUACUUGGUAUAGAAAAAAAUUACCCUGAAGCAGAUAGAAAAACAUUUAAAUAUUUUGACUACAAUUUACUUUAGAUUCUCGUACAGUCUCUCUCUCGUACAGUCGUAUUUAUUUAUAUUUAGUUUCGCAUAAAGUAUUUCUUUUCCAAUUGACUGGCAAGUGAGUUAUGUAUAACUUUUUUAUGUUCAACAUCUACCAAACAUGAAGACGAAUACAGCCCCAGGUUAAUGAUGGGUUUCUAACUUAUGAAAUACGUGCUUUAAUCAUGUUGACGUUUUUAAACGCGCGCUUCCGUCCCAAAGCCGUUGUUCAACACUAGUCAGCCGGAUGUGUCAUCGGAGUAACCCGACUAGAAACUGCAUGAUAUAAUAAGCAGCACUGUCGACAGUCAAAAGCUGCCUGCUCUUAGCCAACCCAGUCGAACGUUUCUUCUUCUUCUUUGGCCCAGAAACAACUUGUUGAACGAUAGAAGAGCCAGCUCUCUGUUUUGUUGCUCCACGCACACACAUUCCGACGCGUCUCACACGUCACCAGGUUAAA
Molecule: messenger RNA, 2962 nt
Organism: Drosophila simulans
Lineage: Eukaryota; Metazoa; Arthropoda; Insecta; Diptera; Drosophilidae
Exons: 1
Coding region: 1-459 (152 amino acids)
Source: RefSeq, a predicted model, not a curated record